Molecule: messenger RNA, 1850 nt
Organism: Pseudophryne corroboree (corroboree frog)
Lineage: Eukaryota; Metazoa; Chordata; Amphibia; Anura; Myobatrachidae
Exons: 8
Coding region: 241-1449 (402 amino acids)
Cellular component (GO): endoplasmic reticulum; membrane
Molecular function (GO): chloride channel activity
Source: RefSeq, a predicted model, not a curated record
UAUGACAACAAAUAUCAGAACACAAUGCACAUUAUAACUAUUAUUCGUCAAAUAAUCCGUUUACGGCACACAGAAUAAUGAACAUACAAUUUUCUAAACUAAAGGCAGAACCAAAGGCAGAAGGCUGCCGUUUUCUGAGAGAGAACAGCUUUCACUUUCAGUUUGCUUCAGGAGUCUGACUGAGCAGAGGCAGAAACCUUCCAGAUCACAAAACAAAAAGCUUGCUGCUCCCCUCUCACCAUGAAGAUACAAAUAAUGGUGUUUACAACUAUCCUAUUCUAUGUGUGGACUCUGAACACCGACCGUGAAGAAGAAUUAGUUGACCCCUCUGAUAUGCUGAAUUAUGAUGCAGCCACACAAACGAUGAGAGCGAUUUGGAAGCAAAGGAGGAGCAACACAUUUCUAAAAGGCCACCUUAAGCGGAUUUUGGAAAAUGCUGAGAAACUUGGUCUCCCUGACCAUGAUGAAGAAGUCAAUUAUGAUGCUGAAGUCAUAUUUACAAGCCAAGCACUAAAUGAGAUCUUCAAACUCCUGAAUGAUGAGGACUGGGACUCAACCAUACUUGAACAUCAUCUUCAAAUUAUUCUCUUUAAUUUCAAGAAUCAUAAGGACAACAACAUUUUCUCAAUGGAUUUCUAUGUAUUAAUGGUUGCCAUUUUCGUGCUUAUUCUUUGUGGAUGCUUGGUUCCAUUGGUAAACUGCUUUGAGGACUUCAUACUUGAAAACAAGGAGCCCCCUCCUGCUGUCGAAGAUUACAGAUGUGAGGCUGAAGAAGGAGAACCAGAAGUAGGUCAGGAUCUAACAGAUGAAGACAUCGGAAAUGCUGGACAGUAUCCCAUACAACAAAACCCCAGUGAUAGCAGUGGAAGUUAUGGGCAGCAGACUUUAUCUGCAAAUCCAACCUCGCUGUCAUCUAAUUUGCCAGAAGAUGAAAUUGGGACUCCAGAUCCGCAAACAAAUCAAACCCCUCCCAUUGACUUCAUACCUGAAAACAAGGAGCCCCCUCCUGCUGUCGAAGAUUACAGAUGUGAGGCUGAAGAAGGAGAACCAGAAGUAGGUCAGGAUCUAACAGAUGAAGACAUUGGAAAUGCUGGACAGUAUCCCAUACAACAAAACCCCAGUGAUAGCAGUGGAAGUUAUGGGCAGCAGACUUUAUCUACAAAUGCAACCUCCCUGCCAUCUAAUUUUCCAGAAGCUGAAAUUGGGACUCCAGAUCCGCAAACAAAUCAAACCCCUCCCAUUAACCUGUCCCAUACAGAAUUACAAGUAAGAACAAUAUCUGCUGCUGAGGAACCAAUGGACGAAAACCUUUGCCCUAUGGCUUUACAGUCUAUUUCACAUGGGCAAUUGGAGUCAGAAGUAGAACACAGUCGUGUCUCUACUCUUUUCCUUAUAGAGGAUAUCUAUACAGAAUUUUCUUUGGACAAUGAGAACUCAUCUGAAAUUUAGUGAAAAAAUCAGAAUCAGAGCCUUUAAUUGAAACUCUGUUAUAAAGAACUUCAGAAUGAUGGAGCAAAAUGUGUUUUGACACUAACUUGUCUACCCUUAUUUUUUUGCUAAAGGGUCAGUGAUACCCCUUUCACACCGCAGCUUGAACCCGGUAAAGUGCCGAUUUUUCAGGCUUCCUAAACGGUUCGAGCUGCGAUGUGAAAGGGUCACCUUCAAUUUACCGUUUUCAAAAUACCGGUAUUUUGAAACGGUAAAAAGCAGGGUUCUACCCGUUUCAGACCCGUUUCAUUGUGCAGUGUGAAAGGGUCUGAAACGGUAUUUGCAAGCCCCAGAAGGUGAUAGGCUGUCUCCAUGUGUGAUGUCACCAGGCAGAAGCAGGAAAUAAACAUUUAAAAUGACAA